AUGGCUCGUCGUGAUCAUCGUCGUCAUGGGGAGCCUCUGCCCCUUCCGGUCCCGCAGCCCUCCGGGUUCGUGGACCUGGCUGACGCGCCGAGGUAUCUGGCCCUCCGUGCCGUACGUCGACGCUGUCGCGAACACCGACUUCGGGAAGCCGUUCGCUCGAUCAACGACCUCUCCCGUGCCUCGGUCCACGGGUUCGGCAGCGUGCCAGCCCGUGGCUCCACCAAGCCCGGCGAGCCCUCCGCCACGCAGGCCAGUUGCCUCGCCCACUUGCGUCGCAACAUCGGCCGGCACGGCCCACGGCCGCCUGGGCUCACACCUCGCGGGGCCCUUCAGGAGCUCCUCAAGUCCGACUCGCUGUACGCCGGGGCGCCCUCCAAGGUCGCACCCUACAGUGAGGACAAGCUCAAGUUCUGGAAGUCGAAGAUCGUCCCGAAGCGUGUCGAGGACAUCUGCCCCGACUUCGUCGUCCGCGCCUUCGCCGACCCCGAUCGGUACGUGCGGAAGCCGGACAGGGUCUUCUUGGCUGAUGCGGAGGUGCUCGACCCCAUCGUGCCCUACUGGGACCCUCACCUCGCUGGCUCGCCCGACGCGCGGGUCAGGUUCGUCCGCCGCCUGGCGGAGCGAGGCCUUGUCGGCUACCGUCGGCGUAUUCGUGCUCGCGUGGGCUGCUUCUUCGUCGAGAAAAAGGGUGGGUUCAUCAGGCUCGUGGUCGACGCCCGCGAGACGAACCGGACCCACUGGAGUCCUCCGCACGCUGCCCUCGGGACUCCGGCCGCGCUCGCCGAGCAGGACUGGUCGGACGCCGCCCUGGGAGCCUCCGACGCGACCUCGGCGCCCGCCAUCUACGGUGCCUCGCUCGACCUGGCCGACAGCUUCUACCAGUUCUGCUCGGACGCCCUCGCGGAGGACUUCGGGAUGGACUACCCCGAGCCCGCGUCGGUGUACGGGGCGACGCACGUCUGGGAGGGCGGCCGCUUCAUCCCCGUCGGCGCCGACGAGGUGGUGUUCCCCGCCUUUCGUGGCGUCGCCAUGGGCUGGAGCUGGGCUCUUUGGGUCGUGCACUCCUCGGUCACUUCGUGGGUGGGUCACGCGCUCUCAGGCGGGCCUGCGAGCCUCGUCCUGGACCGUCAGCCGCCGCGCCCGGCGGCCCCGGGCAGGCCCGCCGGCUCCGUCUACGUCGACAACGUGGGGAUCCUGGGUCUCUCCGCCGCCGAUGCCGCGGCGGGCCUGGCCAGCGUCAUGGAGGAGCUCGACCGCCGGGGCAUCGUGUACCACGAGGUCUGCGAGCCGUCCCUCGAGUUCGGUAUGGUGGGCGUGGUGUAUGAUGGCCUCCGUCGGACUCUUCGCCACUCCGACGAGCGGGCCUGGCGGCUCUACCUCGCCUGCCUGGAGCUGGAGCGCCCGGGCGUGCCCCGUGCUGCGUGGCAGGUGCGGGUCGUCCUCGGGCACUUCAUCCAGCACUGUCUCCUCCUGCGGCCAGCCAUGUCCAUCUUCCGCCACCUCUACAGGUACGUGGACGAGUGCCGGCUCGGGCCGCCUUCGCCUCUGCCGGGUCCCGCUCGGCAGGAGGUCCGUGUCUUCCGAGGGCUCAUCUUCCAGGCGGUCGUCGACCUCGCCGCGCCCGUGUCGGACAUCGUGCUCUGCUCCGACUCCUCCGAGGCGGGCUACGCCCUACACCGCCGGCGCUGCGACCCCGAGGCGGUGCGCCGACUCGCGCGCCUUCGGGAGCGCUGGCGCUUCACGCCCGACGAGAAGCGGCCCGAGGCCCUGGAGGACGACACCUACACGCCCGGCUGGCUUCCUGGCGCUGGAGGGGUGCUCGGUGAGGGGGACCCCAGCUGCGGCAUUGCGACCUGGGCCCCGCCACCGAGGAGGGCCGACGAGCGCCCCCACGGUACCGUGCGGGCUCGGGUUGCACAGGCCCCGCGGCGGGCGACCUUCGAGGACAUCCCCGACGAGCUCGUCGCCCCUGACGCCUGGUCGCUGGUCGUGGAAGGUGCCUGGAGGACGCGGGCGCCCAUCCACAUCCUGGAGGCCCGAAUCGCCCUCGCGGGGCUCCGACACGCCUCCAGGAGCCUCGAGUGCCACGGGCGCCGCGUCCUCAGCCUCGGGGACAACAUGGCCGAGGUGCUCUCGACCGAGAAGGGCCGCGCCGUCGACGUCGGCCUCGGCUCCGUGUGCAGGCGCAGUGCUGCCAUCCAGGUGGCCACCGGCAUCCGCUGGCGGCGCCGAUACCUCGACACAGAGAGGAACAUCAGCGAUGGUGGCUCGCGCAAGGCCCUGCAGGGGCUGUACCGCCCUGGACAGCGUCGCGUGGGGCCUGGCGCCGGCGCCGCGGGGGCUGUGGGACGGCCCGGUGCGGCCCCGCCCCCGCCGCCGCCCCUGGGGCAGGAUGCCGGCGCUGCGGGGCCGGCUCGGGCUGCCGCCGCCUUGGCGGCGCCCGCCGUCUUCUCGGGCUGCGGGCGCUGGACUGGUGCCCUGGCCCAGGCGGGCCUCGUCGUCGCGGCCCCCAUGGACAUCAAGCACGGGCCCUGGUGCGACCUCCUCAACCCGAAGGUCGAGUCUCAGGUGCGUUCCUGGAUCACCUCCCGGGCCGUCUGGUUCGUCCACUUCGGCACCCCGUGCACCCCGUGGUCCAUCUCUCGGCGAGGGGCUCGCGAGGUCUCCGCCAUCAGGGCGGCCCGUCGGUGCGCUCACGUCACGGUGCGUCUCUUGGAGGUCUGCAGCCGCUACAGGAUUCACUGGUCUCUGGAGAACCCCCAGUCCUCGGGCCUCUUCCGUUGGGCCCCGCUCCGGAAGUUCUUGGACCAGCACUCGCGUUCCUGGGCUACCUAUCACUGCUGCCGGUUCGGCGCGCCCUACAAGAAGCCCACCACCAUCGUCUCAAGUCUGGGGGCCCUGCACGACAUCGGCCUGCUCUGCGAAGGGGGCCACAGGCACGAGCACUUGUCUGGGAAGGUACGUGUCCGUGCGCCCACGGGAGGGCUCAAGCAUCAGUGGAAGACCACGUUGGCCGGCGCGUACCCCCCGGGCGCCUGCCACCUCGCUGCCAGCAUCUUGGCAGCGGCAGCGCCGCGCGGCGCCAAGAGGCCAGAUGGCCCCCCGCUGGAGGAGGCUCCGGCCGAGGGCCGCGGGCCAGUGCGCCGGCGCCCCGCCGCUGCCGGUGCCGCGCGGCGGCCGCGCGCCCGGCGGGAGCCCGCUGACUACAACCCUGGCUUCCUCCGGCGCUCGAGGGUGACCGCCACGACCGCCGAGCGGUACCACGCCAGCCUGCACGAGUUCGCCGCGCAGAUGGGCCUGGACCCGGCGCGCUGGACCGCCCGCGACCUCCCUGCCGUGGACGCCGCCCUCGACCGCUUCCUCGAGGAGCUCUUCGUAGCCGAGCGGUCGCGGGGCGACGCUCGGUAUGCGCUGGCUGCUGUCGCCGACCACUUCAACGUCAGCCUCCGCCAGCCUGGGGUCCUCCCGCUCGCUCGCGCUGCCAUGGCUGGCUGGGGCAAGCUGGAGCCUGACUCGACUUCGGAUCCCCUCCCGUGGUCGGCCGCGGUGCUGAUGGCGUACCACCUGUCGCGGACUGGCGUCGAGUCGGACCUCGAGGCCGCCCGCGGCCUCGUUGUGCAGUUCGACACCUACCUGCGGCCCUCGGAGCUGGUGCUCAUGCCCCUGGUCGCGUGCUUCACGCCGGGCAUGCACGCUGGGGUUCACUACAACAAGUACGGGAUGGUCGUCGCGCCGUCCAGCCAGGUGGCCGGCCAUCUCAUCGGCAUCCGUACCAGCAAGACCGGCGUGCAGGAUGACACCGUCCUCCUUGAUGAGGCCAGCCGACCUGGCGUGAUCGGUGCCUUCGCCGCGCUCAUCCGCCAGGCUCGCCGUUCUCGCUCGCAGACGCUGCUCCCUAGCCACACGUAUGCCUCGUACAAUAAAGUGCUGCAGAGGGCCGCUCAGGCCGUAGGCAUCCCUUUCAAAGUCACGCCUCACCUCGCCAGGCACGGCGGGCCCAGCGAGGACUUCCUCCGCCGUGCCAGGACGCUGCCCGAGAUCCAGGCGCGCGGGCGCUGGGCCUCUUUCCGCAGCGUGCAGAGAUAUGAGAAGGCUGGCCGCCUCCUCGCGGCCAUCCGCAAGCUUCCGCCUGCUGUCCGGGCCGCCGCCUGCAAAGCCGAGGCUCGUGGACUCUCUUUUCUGGCAUGA
This is a messenger RNA of Prorocentrum cordatum, 4188 nucleotides long. NCBI's taxonomy places the organism in Eukaryota, Dinophyceae, Prorocentrales, Prorocentraceae. The record is from the annotation of a GenBank genome assembly.